AUGUUUCAGCUCCCAGAAGCAGCACGUGGUCUCGACUCUCUCCAGACAGUGGAAAAAGGCCUGUUUGCCCAGACUGAUGCUUUCAGAGCACCGAUGCACAGCCUUCAGUCUGGCUUUGACUCGAGGAGAUUCAUCUCAUCUCAUUGUUUGUCUGCGUGUUGUUUACAGACCACUUUGGCCCAUAUUAUCGCCAGCUCCAUUAAGAAGAAAGGCACAGGACGUUUCGUGACGCUCUCCGCCACCAGUGCGUCCACCAGCGACGUGCGAGAGGUCAUCAAACAGGCCCAGAAUGAGCUCCGUCUGUUUAAGAGAAAGACCGUUCUGUUCAUCGAUGAGAUACAUCGCUUUAACAAAUCCCAGCAGGACACAUUCUUGCCUCACGUGGAGUGCGGGACGAUCACUCUUAUUGGCGCCACCACAGAGAACCCGUCCUUCCAGGUCAACAGCGCGCUACUGAGCCGCUGCAGGGUUCUGGUUCUGGAACGGCUGUCGGUGGAAGCGAUGGGCUCGAUCCUGCGCCGGGCUGUAGACUUUCUGGGACUGCAGGUGUUGAACGGGGAUGCGGUGGAGCGGGACGCUUCAGAGAUCUGCUCAGAAUCUCAGGUGUGUAUCGAGCAGAAGGCGCUGGACAUGGUGGCGCACCUGUGUGACGGAGACGCUCGAGCCGCUCUCAACGGUCUGCAGCUGGCGGUGCAGGCGUGUGUGGCGCAGGUGCGCACCGCUUCAUCCAAACCCCACGCCGGCCCGCAGCCAAUAACAGUGCGCGAGCAGCACAUUAAAGAAGGACUUCAGAGAUCACACAUCCUUUAUGAUAGAGCAGGUGAGGAGCACUAUAACUGUAUCUCAGCCCUGCACAAGUCAAUGCGAGGCUCCGAGCCCAACGCUGCCCUCUACUGGCUCGCCAGAAUGCUGGAGGGCGGUGAAGACCCGCUGUAUGUGGCCCGCAGACUCGUCCGCUUCGCCAGCGAGGAUAUCGGUCUGGCAGACCCGGCGGCACUCUCUCAAGCCGUAUCGGCGUUCCAGGCCUGCCACUUCAUCGGCAUGCCAGAGUGUGAGGUCAUUCUGGCGCAGUGUGUGGUUUAUAUGACCCGAGCGCCCAAGUCUGUGGAGGUGUACAAGGCCUAUAACAACGUCAAGUGCUGUCUGAGGAAGCAUCAGGGCCCGUUACCGGCCGUUCCCCUGCACCUGCGCAACGCUCCCACCAAACUGAUGAAGAAUCUGGGCUACGCCAAAGGAUACAAAUACAACCCAAACUACAGCAGACCGGUGGAGCAAGAAUAUCUUCCCGAGGAGCUGCGCGGUGUCAACUUCUUCACCUGGACGCCCCCCGAUCUGUGACUUAUUGUCUUUUUAAGUUUGGAGUUCUGCUGUUGCCUUUAUCACUGCUGCUGUAUCUUACACUUAUCACAGCGAGGUUUCACACCUUUGGUCCAUGUUGUGAAUGAAUAAAUAUGCAUUUGCUUAUACAGUUUUAUGUAAAACAUGAAGAUUGCAGCAACUGAUUUCCAUUUUUAUCUCAGGUGAGUAAGAAAUUAAUAAAUGGAAACCAUAUUAUAGUACUUUGUAAGUGCAUAAACAUCGCUUGAUUUGAAUUUCGUGAGAUUUGGCUUUACUCUCAAAUACACACUAUAGAGGAUGAGACUUACAGGAAACAAUUAUUAGUGACUUUUAUAUUAGUUUGGCUUCCUCUUCCUUUGGUUUUCCUCCAAUAUUCAAACUAGAGGAUGAACGUUUAUCUUGAAAACUGAGUUGCAUCCCUGACAUUUCAUGUUUCAGCUUCAUUGAAUGUUUGCAUCAUUGUUUUACACUCAUAUCUACAAGCAAGCAAUAAUGUUGUAUAUUACCAUAUGCUUUACUAAAAUCAAGUCUUAUCUUUAUUUUUCUGCACUGAAGAUGUUGCACUUACAAAUCAUUUUGCAGUUCAAGUCAUUUUGAUUAUGAGUUGACUGACCGUGCUGAGGUCAGUGUAUUAAAGGGAUCGUUCACCCAAA
Molecule: messenger RNA, 1991 nt
Organism: Sinocyclocheilus grahami
Lineage: Eukaryota; Metazoa; Chordata; Actinopteri; Cypriniformes; Cyprinidae
Gene: wrnip1
Product: WRN helicase interacting protein 1
Exons: 7
Coding region: 1-1338 (445 amino acids)
Biological process (GO): DNA synthesis involved in DNA repair; DNA-templated DNA replication
Cellular component (GO): nucleus
Molecular function (GO): ATP hydrolysis activity; ATP binding; DNA binding
Source: RefSeq, a predicted model, not a curated record